AUGCUCCGCGUGGUCGAGAAGCAAGAUGGCGGACGCUCUGGAUGAAUUUAAGAAAGAAACUGGAUGCGUCCCGAUCCUCCAUCCCGAGGAAAUUAAACCCCAGAGUCACUAUAACCAUGACUACAGCGAGAGCGUCAGCCGCAAGAGCCACGUGGACGACUACAGCACUUGGGACAUCAUCAAAGCCACCCAGUAUGGGAUAUUCGAGCGAUGCCGUGAGCUGGUGGAGGCCGGAUAUGACGUGCGUCAGCCGGAUAAAGAAAAUGUCACACUCCUGCACUGGGCGGCUAUCAACAACCGCAUAGACCUGGUCAAGUACUACAUAUCUAAAGGUGCCAUAGUCGACCAGCUGGGAGGAGAUCUCAACUCUACACCACUGCACUGGGCUACACGACAGGGCCAUCUCUCCAUGGUGGUGCAGUUAAUGAAGUACGGCGCUGAUCCUUCUCUCAUCGAUGGCGAGGGAUGCAGUUGUGUGCACCUGGCCACUCAGUUUGGACACACCUCCAUUGUGGCGUAUCUCAUUGCCAAAGGACAGGAUGUGGAUAUGAUGGAUCAAAAUGGCAUGACCCCUUUGAUGUGGGCGGCUUAUCGGAUGCACAGUGUUGACCCGACACGGCUGUUGCUGACGUUUAACGUGUCGGUGAAUCUGGGUGAUAAGUAUCAUAAGAACACGGCUCUACACUGGGCGGUUCUGGCUGGAAACACUACCGUCAUCAGCCUGCUGUUGGAGGCCAAUGCUAAUGUCGACGCUCAGAACAUCAAGGGGGAGACGCCACUGGAUUUGGCCAAACAGAGGAAAAAUGUGUGGAUGAUAAAUCAUCUGCAGGAGGCCAGACAAGCCAAAGGUUACGACAGUCCCUCAUACCUGAAACGGCUCAAAAUGGACAAGGAGUUCAGGCAGAAGGUGAUGUUGGGAACUCCGUUCCUGGUGAUCUGGCUGGUGGGAUUUAUCGCCGAUCUGGACAUUGACUCCUGGCUCAUCAAGGGUGUGAUGUAUGCAGCGAUGUGGCUCGUCGUGCAGUUUCUGUCCAAGUCUUUCUUCGAUCACUCCAUGCAUAGUGCUCUUCCUCUGGGCAUCUAUCUGGCCACUAAGUUCUGGAUGUACAUCACCUGGUUUUAUUGGUUCUGGAAUGAUCUCCCUUUCGUCACCAUCCACCUGCCCUUCCUGCUCAAUAGUCUAGCUCUCUUCUACAACUUUGGCAAGUCCUGGAAGUCCGACCCUGGUAUCAUCAAAGCAUCCGAGGAGCAGAAGAAAAAGACUAUAGUUGAAUUGGCAGAAACAGGCAGUCUGGAUCUCAGCAUAUUCUGCAGCACCUGUUUGAUACGGAAGCCAAUCAGAUCCAAACACUGCGCUGUUUGCAAUCGAUGCAUCGCCAAGUUUGAUCACCACUGCCCGUGGGUCGGCAACUGCGUAGGAAGUGGAAACCACCGUUACUUUAUGGGCUACUUGUUCUUCCUGUUGUGUAUGAUCUGUUGGAUGAUAUACGGAUGCAUUUGCUACUGGAGGAUUCACUGUGCUACCAGCUACACUAAAGACGGCUUUUGGAUCUACAUCACCCAGAUCGCCACCUGCUCGCCGUGGAUGUUCUGGAUGUUUCUCAACAGUGUGUUUCACUUCAUGUGGGUCGCUGUGCUCAUCAUGUGCCAGCUCUACCAGAUCGCUGUUCUGGGCAUCACAACAAACGAGCGCAUGAACGCCAGAAGAUAUAAGCACUUUAAAGUUACAGCCACGUCCAUCGAGAGCCCUUUCAAUCACGGCUGUAUAAGGAACCUCAUAGAUUUCUUCGAGCUGCGCUGCUGCGGUCUGCUGCGGCCCGUGGUGGUAGACUGGACCUCCCAGUACACAAUAGAGUACGACCAGACGUCCGGCUCAGGAUACCAGCUGGUGUAGCGCGGUGAAGGAGAAGAGGGGAGAGGUUUUCCUGAAGUGCUGCUCAAGGGGGACCAUCUCCUUCACCAAGACUUGCAAACCUCACCCAGUCAGGAGAACGCAUGCUGUCAUUGGUUACCGUCACCAACUCCACCCGAGACGCAGGGACACGAGGAACAGGAAGAGGAGGAGUUUAAUGACAUCAGAGGCGGAUGCAGUACAACCGGCUCUCCUCAGUUGGUCAGCAGAGACGUUUUUUGUGUUUUGUUUCGCACAUCGACUGCUUUCCGUUUUACCUUGGUUUUUUCCUGUGACCCCUUUUUUGUUGCUUUUAAAGAGAUAUCGGAUCUUAGUCGUGCGCAAGUCCUGGUUCAACCUGGAACUUUGUGUAGGAAUGAGAAUUAGCAUAGCAAAAGCAUCAGGCGAUAUAGCGUUUGUGGUUUAAAGGAAUUGUUCUGGCCCAAAAUUAGACUUUUAUUAUUAUUUAUUCAUCCUCAUGUCGCAUCAAACCCAUGUGACUGACUUUCUUACGUGGAACACAAAAAGAGAUAUUUAGCAGAAUGUUCAGGCUGCUCUUUUCCAUAUAAGUAGAAAGUGUUGUUUUUUUCUACAGAGAAAGUUAUACGCAUAUGUUUGGAACGACAUGAUGAUUAGUAAAAAACGGUAGGUGAACGAUUCCUUUAAGCUGCCUUGAUUCGUCUGAUCAUGAAUCAGAUCAAAACAGGCAUCCUAUUGACACGCAUUCAUACGACUAGAGAGAUGCCCUGUUUAAAUAAUGUGACUUAACAUAUUUAUUUUAACCUAUUUAUGUAGUAUUUUUCAAAGAGUAAUUAUGGUAUCAUGAGGUCAUUUUACAUUUUAGCAUAUAUGUACAUUUGCAGCAUGUUUAAUAGUUUAGGUGGGGUGAAUCCUACGAAACGUGUCAAGAAGAUGAAGCCGGGUCAUAUUUCACCCAAAAAUCGAAAAGAAAAAAAUAUCAGAUUAUAUUUUGUUUAGAGAAAAUGAAGCCUGUUUUUGCAUUUUAUUAUUGUUUUCAUGAAAAUUAAAUACAUUUUCUCCAUAAUUCUCAUUACCAUCAUGCACAAAAACCUCUUCAUUACUGUAUUUAAAUAUCAAAGUAUUUAUAUUAUACUGCCUUUAAAUUAUGCUAUUUUUUAAAUCAUUUUAUUAUAGCCAUUGUUUAAUGCAAAACAAAAAAAAUACUGUAUUGCUAUGAGAAUUACAACAAAAACGGCUGAACGCAUUAUGGUAAUGAGCACUGGGAAAGAGAAAUGUGCUGAAUUUACAUCAAUAUAACAUUACAAUAAUGCAGAACAGUCUUCACUUUAAAAAAUAAA
Messenger RNA from Sinocyclocheilus rhinocerous, 3210 nucleotides. RefSeq names its product palmitoyltransferase ZDHHC17. Gene Ontology annotation, molecular function: protein binding; palmitoyltransferase activity. NCBI's taxonomy places the organism in Eukaryota, Metazoa, Chordata, Actinopteri, Cypriniformes, Cyprinidae. The record is from RefSeq and is a predicted model, not a curated record. The coding region runs from base 26 to 1894 and encodes 622 amino acids. The transcript is spliced from 17 exons.